AUGCUUGCAUGCACCAUGUGCAAGCAGAAAAAACUCAAGUGUGAUGGCCAAUCUCCGCAGUGUCAGAAUUGCAUCAAAGCCGGACGAGACUGUCUGGUCGAAGAUCCAGCCACGGGCCUCCAGCGACCCCGAGACUACCUCCAGUCGCUCGAGGCUCGCGUUGCCUUCCUCGAGAGCCUUCUUCGGGAGGUCCGUCCAGAUGUUGCCAUCGACCAUUUCGGCUCCAUUGGGUCGCUGGAACGGCACACUCUCUCUGAUCAGGGGCUCCUGGCAGAAGUAUCAUUCAGGCAUGCCUCCGAUGGCCCCCAGGAUCAGUCGAACCAACGGUCCAACCUUUCACACAACGGACAGAUGCCAAUCUCGCCGGGCGUGAGCAAGCAUGAAUCGGUCGAGCCCGAAGAAGACGUCAACGACCUUGCUUCCGACGUGGCUUUGCUGGCAAUCAGUGCCGCCGGCCGUGAACCACACUACUUUGGCCCGUCCUCCGCUCUCUCCUUCUCCCGUGUAGCCUUCCCUACGUUGAGGUGGCACAAACGCCACGACGGCUCCCAGCCAAGCGUCUAUAGCGACUCGGAUGUCCAUCGUGGCACACAGGGCCGCCGACCAGCGUUGCUACCCUCGUCCACUGCUGGCCAUGCAUUAUCCACCGCCUACUUCAAUCAUGUCCACCCGCAGUACCCUUUCCUACAUCGACCUACCUUUCUGGCAUGGGAGGAAGACUGUUUACACGCACAGCAGGUGGGCGCGAUUGAAUCUGUCAAAGAGAUCCCAUUGUUUUUCGUGCUUAUGGUCUAUGCGAUCGGAUCGCUUAUCAUCAAAAAUGGAGAUCGUAGCGAAGAUGCAGAGGCUUACUAUGCCACCGCCAUGGACUACCUCCCCAGCAUCAUCGACAUGGAUAGUAUGCAGUCGAUCCAAGCGAUUAUCGCCUGUGCGGUCUACUCCAUCCGGUCACCUGUUGGUGCCUCGAUAUGGAAAUUGUCGGGCAUGGCCAUCCGCCAUUGUAUUGAACUAGGUUAUCAUCGGAGUGUGAAGAGAUUCCGGCCCAGCACUGAUGCGCUGACAAAUGAAAUGUCGAAACGAAUCUUCUGGGUUGCAUACGACAUAGACCGCGCCGUGGCAUUGAUGCUUGGACGACCAUUCGGUAUUGCUGAUCAAAUGAUCGAUGUCGAGCUUCCUCUUGAUGUCGACGAUUCUGCGAUCUCGAGUGCGGGAAUUACUGGUCCAAUUCGACACGGCUCGGAUAAGCCACCCACAGCCAUGACCGGGGCCAUCCACAUCAUCAAGCUUCGACAACUGUGGUCCAAGAUCAGCGACACCAUUUAUCUGGCGGCUUCCAAUGGACCGUCUGUGGGCACCAGGACAUGUGCCGCUCUAUCAGCACACCUCCCCCAUCUUCGGCAGCUGCUCGACGAGUGGUUCGCGGAAACACCAGAACAACUUCAACACCCAGACGGCGGGCCAGUCUCGGUCUUUACUUCGAAAGACUGGUUCCGUCUGGCUUACGACCACACGAUCCUUCUGAUGUACCGGCACUGUCUCACAUGCGAGUUCCAUCGACAGCCGUACAACCCCGCCCACAGUACCCACUGCAGCAAAGUACAAAUCGACGCUGCCUUUCAAGAAUGCGCAGCGAGUGCCCGAGAAAUCUGCGUAUUGUACCGCAGGACGUACCAGCGGUCACCGGUACGCUACACUUGGGGUUCGCUGCACAUUCUGUUCCUGGCCGGGCUCACCUAUCUGCAUUGCCUAUGGAGCUCUGCGACUGUACGCCGGAAUGUCCGGCAACUUGAUGUGAUCAACACCUGCACGUCGUGCAACAUGGUCCUGGUCAUCAUUGCAGAGCGAUGGAACAUUGCCGCGCCUUAUCGAGACCUGUUCGAGAAACUCUCGGAACGGACGAUCAGCAUGGUCUUCGGAGGCCAGGGGAAUGAUAAUCAAAACAUGAGUGCAUCAUCAGCUCUUUUGUCUGACUCGAGCACCCAAAUGGUCAAUAGCCAAAGCUACGACGCAUUCGCGCAACCCAUGUUCGAUGGGUCACAACUUGACGACUGGUUGGUGAGUUUGGAAGAAAUGAAGGUUCCCGACGAGUCGGAGUGGCUCGUCCAGGGGUUGAUUCGGGGAUUUGGAAGUCAACAAGACGUCAACAUGUUCGGUGACACGUCUGAUCCAAUGAUGUGA
Capronia epimyces CBS 606.96 is the source of this 2178-nucleotide messenger RNA. RefSeq lists its product as uncharacterized. The record is from RefSeq and is a predicted model, not a curated record. The transcript has 7 exons. NCBI's taxonomy places the organism in Eukaryota, Fungi, Ascomycota, Eurotiomycetes, Chaetothyriales, Herpotrichiellaceae. The coding region runs from base 1 to 2178 and encodes 725 amino acids. Gene Ontology annotation, biological process: positive regulation of transcription by RNA polymerase II; DNA-templated transcription. Gene Ontology annotation, molecular function: zinc ion binding; sequence-specific DNA binding; DNA-binding transcription factor activity, RNA polymerase II-specific.